Erigeron canadensis is the source of this 1011-nucleotide messenger RNA. RefSeq names its product nuclear transcription factor Y subunit B-1-like. Gene Ontology annotation, biological process: regulation of transcription by RNA polymerase II. Gene Ontology annotation, molecular function: protein heterodimerization activity; RNA polymerase II cis-regulatory region sequence-specific DNA binding; DNA-binding transcription activator activity, RNA polymerase II-specific. NCBI's taxonomy places the organism in Eukaryota, Viridiplantae, Streptophyta, Magnoliopsida, Asterales, Asteraceae. Gene Ontology annotation, cellular component: nucleus; CCAAT-binding factor complex. The transcript is spliced from 7 exons. The coding region runs from base 165 to 620 and encodes 151 amino acids. The record is from RefSeq and is a predicted model, not a curated record.
UGUCCUCAAAACAAAAACACACACGCCACACCCCUCAAAAAAAGCAUCAAACCAAAACCAAACCAACGGUGUUGAUACAACCCUCCUGUGUUCUCUCCAACGUCCGAUCACACUCAAUCUUUCACUCUCGCGCCCAUUUUUAGAAACUAGGUAGGGUGGUUUGAAUGGCAGAAGGUGGUCCAACAAGUCCAGGUGGUGGUGGUGGUGAGAGUGGGGGGGAUCUGAGCCCAAGAUCAGCUAACGUUCGAGAACAAGACAGGUUCUUGCCUAUUGCCAAUAUAAGCCGGAUCAUGAAGAAAGGGUUACCCCCAAAUGGAAAGAUUGCUAAAGAUGCUAAAGACACUCUUCAAGAGUGUGUUUCUGAGUUCAUCAGCUUUAUCACCAGCGAGGCAAGUGAUAAGUGUCAAAAGGAAAAGAGGAAAACCAUUAAUGGUGAUGAUCUGCUAUGGGCAAUGGCAACCCUGGGGUUUGAAGAUUAUAUUGAACCACUCAAAGUAUACUUGAAUAGAUAUAGAGAGAUGGAGGGCGACACCAAGGGAUCUGGAAAGGGUCUGGAUGGAUCUUCUAGGAAAGACGGUGAUCAUAAUGUACAGGUUGAAUACUGCAAUCAAUAUUUAUAAAAAAAAAAAGCUUGCUACUCAAGAUUUGUAUUCACUGUGCCUGAAUUAUGGCAACUCACAGCAGCAGUCUCAACAUUUAAUGGUGCAGAUGCAAGGCAGAGAGUAGCUUUUAGGAUGACCUUAUUUUAAUCUUAAUGUGUUAAGCCUUUCAACGGUUAAGUUAUCUGUUAGUUGUAAAGUAUACAUUGUGACGUAUUCCCUAAGUAGGCUUCACAUUUCCUGUUUGUUAGAUUAAAAGCCUAGAAUUAAAAUUUAUCUAACUUUAUGUAUGGACUAUGGAUGUUAGGAAAUCUACUUGAAACCAGCUUUCGGGAUAACUUAGUUCCAUCUGGAUGCAUCCGACUCUGGAGAUUUUCAAUAUCGUUGUUGCUACAAAUAGCUUUUUUUCUUC